UAAAAAACAGAAAUGUAGUAAAAUGUAAUAAAAACACACUACUACAAAUCUGUAAAGAGUUGCCCAAAAGUUGACAUGUGCUUUGUUUUUUAAUAUUAGGAUACUUCAGUAUUCAAAGCACAUUGAUGUGAGUCCUGCAUUGUUAUGUAUACAGACUAUAUACAAUUGAGCAUUAACAGCCCAAUUUCCCUAACAUGGUGUGAGCUAAUUAUAUAAGACAUUGUCUGCCACAACAGCACUUGCUAAACUUACCAUGCCAUGGACUGAACCACCUGACUAAUUUCUUUCCUGUGCACAAUUUAUUUUACACAAUUAAAUAUACUGCGUUCUGUUUUUGUCCAAUGUUCCCUAUAUGCUUGUUUUAUUUCUAUUCUUAUUUUAGUCUAUAAAAACAUGAUAACAUAAAUGUAGUCAAAAUGUUUCAAAAGACUGACAAGGGAAGCUCCACCAAUCAAAUUAUUGGUGAUUUUGAUGAUCCAAACAACUCAUUUCCAGACGAACCGCAAGCACAACUUAACAUGCAAGAUGCAGAUGACUGCCUUCCACCCAUAGGUGAUACUGCUCGGCAACAUUCAGACAGCAAUGUACAAUUUCGUGGUUUAGCUGCAUUACCCCCUGGCCACGUGCCAUCUUACCGGGCAGUUUUUCUGAUUGCGAAUGCUGCAUUAGGCGCAGGGUUGUUGAAUUUCCCUCAAGCAUACAUGAAUGCUGGUGGAAUUGAAAUUGCAAUAACACUGCAAGCUGGUCUUCUAAUUUUUAUCAUUGGUGCUUUUCUGAUCUUGGCUAGAUGUGCUGAUCAUUCACAAGCUGCGACUUAUCAAGAUGUAUUGCUGUAUAUGUUAGGAAAGCGAGUGAAAAACGUGUCACAGAUAUUCAUUGCUUUAUACUUUUUUGGAAGUGCCAUGACUUAUAUUAUUAUCAUUGGUGAACAGCUUUCUUCAGUAUUGGAGUUUGCUAGUAAUACUUCUGGAAAUUGGUACACUGACAAAAGAUUUUUAUUUUGUUUGUUUGCUUUGCUUUUCUUGCUUCCACUUUGUAUCCCAAGACGACUGAAAGCAUUGAGUUAUACUAGUUUUUUCGGUGGAGUUGGUGCUUUCUUCAUUGCGUUUGUGAUUGUAUACAAAUAUUUCAAAUUAGAACGAAAAAAAAUUAUCCAACCAGACAAAGUAAUUAAUACUGAUUGGAAGAGUGCAUUCGCUGCAAUACCUGUCAUUUGUUUUGGUUUUCAGUGUCAUGUGUCAUCAGUUGCAGUGUAUGCAGAAUUAAAAAACAGAAGCAUCAAGAAAUUCUUUUCGUGUGCCAUGGUUGCUAUGGUAGUGUGCACGAUUACGUAUUGUUUGUCUGGUAGUUUUGGUUACAAAACAUUCGGCUCGCUAACAAAAGCCGAUAUUUUAGAAAAUUACAGUAAUGACGACACACUGGUGAACAUAGCACGGAUAUCAAUCGUGUUUAUUUUGUUGUCAUCAUUUUCAAUCGUAACCUUUUGCGCCAGAACGGUAAUUGAUGGUAUGGUGUUGUCAGUGCGUAACAUGACUGUAGAAGAAGGCGAACCCACUGAGCGACGUCGCCGUGUUAUAGUAACACUAUGCUGGUUUGCCGCGUGUUUAUUUAUCGCGUCAGUGGUGCCAGAUAUUGGUGUUGCUAUCGCAGUGAUAGGGGGUAUCGCUUCUCUCUUCAUUUUCGUAUUUCCAGGGUUGUGCUUACUGCAGACUGUCGACUUGAAAAAACGAAAACUCUCUCCUACAGAUAUCUGCUUCGUUGUUAUAUCUGUAGUGUAUUUAGUUGUUGGAGCGUUCAUAUUUGGAGAAGUGACGACACUGGCUUUGCAGAGUGAUAUUACUGGUAAACAAUUACAAUAACCAACUUUUGAACACAUCUUCGAACCUCAAAUUUCAAAAAAUAAUAAUAUAGAACUUCAUAAUUUAAAUUUUUGUAAGUAUAAAAAUGGUUUCUUAGUUAAGUGACUUUCCUUGUGAAACCCACUCCAACGUUAUGUUGUUCGUACGCGUAUUAAUAUCGCGCGGAGAAAAAAUCUAUUUCGCGCUUACUAGUUUUCGCGCGGGAAAAAAAUCUAUUUCGCACAUACUAGUUUUCGCGCGGAAAAAAAAUCUAUUGCGCGCGUACUAAUUUUCGCGCAAGUAACUAGGAAAAAAAAAGAAAAAUACGUUUAAUUUAAACUAAAGAAUUAUAUUUUACUUCUUAAUUUUUAUCGUAAUAACGAACUAUUUUUUCUAGAAUGCGCGAGAAUAAAUACGCGCGGAAAUCAGUACGAAUAAAGUAUUGUUGAAGUAGGAAACGAGACAUUUACAUUUCGAAAAUAUAUUUUUUUCCAUGAUUUUUAUAUUUUAUAUGGUAUAAUAAUCCUUAAAAUGUAGGUACAUUUUAACUGAAAAGUUUGCAAGUAUCUCUGUACGCAAAAAAAACAAAAAAAAAACGUUUUCGUGAAUUUGUGUUAUAUUGGCUUUUUUUCGUGCGAAAAACUAAAGUCAGUUUCCACAACAACUUGACUGACUUUAAUCUUUGAUACUCACUUAGCUGACUAUCAGAACUUUCAGUGCUUUUAAAAAUGACAUAAAAUCGAAAAGAGUGCGCUACACCUCAAUGUGAAGUUCAAAUUUUACCGCCUACUCAAAUUUUUCAUCGGCCUUGGAUGACGAAGGCAAGUCUUUUUUUUUACAAGAGAACUUUGUUACUUGCUGAACGAAAUUUAGUUAGCAAAUAAUUCACAUCCAAGAGAAUAAACGACAAUAAAACCUCUAUAAUACCCUCUAUCAGUGAAGACUAACUUAAAUCCCAAAGCAAAAAAGAUGUGACGUUUGUGUGACUGGCUAGUGUAGUGUAGAUUCAGCUUUUUUUUUGUUUUUUAAACUAAUUGUUGACAUUCGUAUACUUUUUACAUAUUUUAGCAUGUAUAAAAAAAUAGCAUGAAUUUUAAAAUUUUGAUAAAGAAUAUAAUAUUGCACAAAACGACCAA
Molecule: messenger RNA, 2974 nt
Organism: Hydractinia symbiolongicarpus
Lineage: Eukaryota; Metazoa; Cnidaria; Hydrozoa; Anthoathecata; Hydractiniidae
Product: sodium-coupled neutral amino acid transporter 7-like
Exons: 8
Coding region: 417-1859 (480 amino acids)
Biological process (GO): amino acid transmembrane transport
Molecular function (GO): amino acid transmembrane transporter activity
Source: RefSeq, a predicted model, not a curated record